Molecule: messenger RNA, 1491 nt
Organism: Pyricularia grisea
Lineage: Eukaryota; Fungi; Ascomycota; Sordariomycetes; Magnaporthales; Pyriculariaceae
Exons: 2
Coding region: 1-1491 (496 amino acids)
Source: RefSeq, a predicted model, not a curated record
AUGGGUCUCGCAGCUGUUAGCAGGAUUGUUCUGCUCCUUUUCGCCACCGUCCUCUGCGGCGUGUUGGCUCAGGAUGCACCCCUUUGGGUCCAAGGUGACUUUGAGGAUGCCACCGUCACCGACGACACCUUCAACAGUGGUGGAACCGUCACUGUCAACGGUUGGGAGAUGAAGGUUCCCAAGAAUCUCCUGGUUCAGUUCCCAGCUGCUUGGGUCCCUUGGAGGGAGUUUGUUGCCAUCAAGAACGAUUUGGUUGGCUUUGAGACUUUGGUCAUGGGUAACACGGUCAACGGCGAGCAGCUCGUCGGCCAGAUCGUCAUCUACCAGUUCUUUGAGAACUUGGCUAGUGGUUACAUCGAGAGCGUCAACAUGACCGACGGUAGCCUGCAGCUGCGCAACGGUCCCAAGGUUCGCAUCAACGACCCCAACGGCGUCUUCUCGGUCGGCUACAGCGGUUUCCCCCAGUUCACCGCCGACGAUGUCAACCCCAGCAUCACUUCUUUCUCGGGUUUCCCCAUGUGCAUUCCCCGCAACACCACCGACCCGCUUUGCCCCAUGAGCCAGCGUCAAUUCACCGGCGCGGGCAUCUUUACCGCUCCGGACCCGCUCGUCAUGGCACCGCUCCAGGCCGGCGACUUCAUCACCUACGCGGGAGUCCGCAAGAACGGCGAGAUCCUGGCCUUCAACAUUGUCGUCAACAACGUCCAGAUCCAGACCACCGGCAACCUCGCCUACGUCCGCGUCGAGCUGGCCCUGCUGGGUAUUGACAACCCGUCCCCCAACGCCGAGAUCACCCCUACCCGCUUCGUCGGCUUCACUUCCAACAAGGCCGCCACCGUCUCCAUCUACGCCAUGGACGUCGACCCUUGCACCGGCGAGACCAAGGACCGCAUCAUCGCCUCGACUGGACUCCGCGGUGGCGGCAACGAGCAGAACAAGUUCGAGUACCGCAACGACGUCCUGGCCCGCUACACCCGCGAGUACCGCGUCACCGUCGAGAUCAACGGCAUCCAGCAGACCCGCAUCACCAAGAACGGUCUCACGGCCGGCACCUACGUCGCCCCCGUCAACGUCUGGGUCCAGGGCGAGCAGGUCGUUCCCGGAACCGCCCCGGUCCCCCACGACUUUUCCGAGAUGGGCUGGCUCACCCAGGGAGUGGGCGCCGACGCCGACGGCAACAUCUGGGGUCCCAUUGAACCCUUCCCCCAGAGCGGAGUCCUCAUCGACGUUCCCGUCUGCGCCACGACCUCGUCCGCUCGCGUGGCUAGCAGCAACACCACCGUCUCCGCCAGGGACAUGACCACCCGCCGCUCCGCCAAGUUCAAGCGUGAGAGCUACGCCCAGGCUCGCUCCGAGGCCAUCGCCGACGCCCAGAACGUUGGCACCGUCGACCCGGGUUUCACGGUCGACCCUGCCGAGCAGGCCCUCAUCGACGCCAAGAAGGCCAAGAAGGCGGCCGCCGCCGCUGCAGCUGGCGUCACUCUGGCUUAG